AUGGCGUCCGCGGCUGCGACGAGCUGGACCCCCGGGGGGCCAGGGGCCGCGGAGGCCGAGGAGGCACGCGGCUGGCGCUGCCCGGAGCAUGGCGAGCGCGUGGCCGAGCUCUUCUGUCGCCGCUGCCACCGCUGCGUGUGCGCGCUGUGCCCGGUGUUGGGCGCGCACCGCGGCCACCCGGUGCGCCUGGCGCUGGAAGAGGCGGUGCAUGUGCAGAGCCUCACCCAAGACUGUCUACAGCAAUUGGCAGUAAAGAAGCAACAAGAAAUUGAUAAUAUAGCCCAGAUAGAAGAUGCUGCUGAGAAGCUCAAGGCUCAUGCAGAGUCAAGUAAAACCUGGCUGGCGGAGAGAUUCACGGAACUCAGAUUAUUACUUGAUGAAGAGGAAGUGCUGGCCAAGAAAUACAUCGAUAAAAACAUGCAGUUUACCCUGCAGGCGUACAGGCAGCAGAUUCAGUCUUCCGAGGAGCACGUCGCCGCCAUGGAUGAUGUUGCCCACAGGGUCUGGGGUAUCGGCCAGGAGCAGGAUCCCAUAAAGCUGCUACAGGAGUACUCGGCCGUCAAGCAAGAGUUGCAGCAGCAGCUGAGCCUUGGGGAUCUGUGCCACCCUGUGCCCCUCUCCUUCGAGCCCCUCAAGAGCCUCUUUAAGAGUUUUGUGGAAGCUGUGCAGAAUUUAUUUCAGAUGCCGUUGGAGGUGCGUCUUAAGGAAGACACAAACUGCCAGCUCUUGGACUCCUCCAGCGCCAAGUCAGGUAUUAUGUUGAAAACGGGACCCUCUGCAGAGAGAUCACUCUUCUUAAAAUAUGCGCGCUCGCCCACGCUGGACGCGGACACGAUGCACGCGCGCCUGCGCCUCUCGGCUGACCUCUUGACCGUCCGUUGCGGACUGUUGGGACGGCUGGGGCCGACGCCCGCGCUGCGCUUCGACGCGCUGUGGCAGGUGCUGGGCCGCGACGGCUACGCGGCCGGCCGCCACUACUGGGAGGUGGACGUGCAGGAGGCGGGCUCCGGCUGGUGGGUGGGCGCGGCCUACGCCUCGCUGCGCCGCCGCGGCUCCUCGCCCGCCGCGCGCCUGGGCUGCAACCGCCAGUCCUGGUGCCUCAAGCGCUACGACCUCGAGUACUGGGCCUUCCACGACGGGCAGCGCUGCCGCCUGCGGCCCCGCGACGAUCCCGACCGGCUGGGCAUCUUCCUGGACUACGAGGCCGGCGUCCUGGCCUUCUACGAUGUGACGGGCAACAUGAGCCACCUGCACACCUUCCGCAGCGCCUUCCAGGAGCCCCUCUACCCGGCCCUGCGGCUCUGGGAAGGGGCCAUCAGCAUCUCUCGGCUGCCCUAG
Messenger RNA from Elephantulus edwardii (Cape elephant shrew), 1338 nucleotides. RefSeq names its product tripartite motif containing 14 (gene TRIM14). NCBI's taxonomy places the organism in Eukaryota, Metazoa, Chordata, Mammalia, Macroscelidea, Macroscelididae. The coding region runs from base 1 to 1338 and encodes 445 amino acids. The record is from RefSeq and is a predicted model, not a curated record. The transcript is spliced from 6 exons. Gene Ontology annotation, molecular function: protein binding; zinc ion binding. Gene Ontology annotation, biological process: innate immune response.